GCAGGGUAGGGGGCGCAGACUGUUUUUUAGCUUAGCUGUUUUUCUGGUCGGUGCUUCCCAAGGUUUCUCGUUUCUCUUCUUUUUCGGGUUGGUGUUUUUGGGUGGGUUUCAUUUACUAUCGUAAAUAUUAUUAUGAUUAUCUCGAUUACCAUGUUCCUUGUGUAAAAGUGGUCAAAGAGUGAUAAUUAUUUUCCUACUAUUUUUUUUCACUUGUACUUAAUUAAAUCAUAAUGGGAUUCGACGAAGGUCGAAUGGUUCUGGAUAGCCCAAAUGGAACUUAUUAUUCAGGGCAGAUGGUUAAAGGAAGACUGAUAUUUCAACAAGACAAAGUUAAAACUUUUCGCGGUCUAUUUGUGAAGUUAAAAGGAUUCUGCCAUGUACACUGGACAACGACACGUACUAGAACUGUGAAUGGCAAAUCACAAUCUUAUACAGUGCACCAUAAUUCCCACGAGGAAUAUAUCAAUGCCAAGGUGUAUUUGGUUGGUGGUGAAUCAGGAGAGCACUCAAUUGGGGUAGGCCAACAUGAGUAUUCGUUCCAAUUCCAUCUGCCAAACAACUGUCCAUCAUCAUUUGAAGGAGACUAUGGUCACAUUCGGUAUGAGAUCAAGGCAGUGGUGGACCGAGCCUUCAAGUUUGACCAGGAGAAGAAGAUAGCUGUUAGAGUUAUGUGUCCUUUGGAUCUCAAUUUGGAGCCUUAUUGUAGAGAGCCCAUAGAGCUGCAGUUUGAAGAGACUUACUGCUGCUGCUGUUCAACAUCUGGCGUGUGUGACGUGUCGGUGAAGCUGCCCGUGGCGGGCUACUGUCCCGGGCAGGUCAUCCCCGUCGAGGUGGUCUGCAGCAACAAGGGCGGUGUGCAGAUAGACGACAUCAAGCUCUACAUCACUAAGAAAGUGGUAUUCAUAGCGACAAGCGAGCCUGGCCGAAGAAAAUGCAAGGACACCGUGGUGGAGAUCAAGAAGGGGCCCAUACCCGGCAACACCAACCGCAACUGGACCGUAGAGAUGGAGGUGCCUGCCAUGGACGUGUACAAUUUGUCCCAUUGCCAGUAUAUCAAACUGGAGUACGCAUUCAAAGUUGUUGUUAGCCCUGAUGGGUGUCACUCUGACUCGAAAGAGACCCGUAGGCUUGUUAUAGGCACCAUCCCUCUUGUGGGAUUCCAAGACAAUGUACAGAACCCACUGCAUGACCAACUGCCACAACCGAUCCCUCAACCCGUGUCUUCCUAUCCACCAAUUAUUAAUGCUUACCCUGAGGGUAACCCACCCCAACCCCUAAAUCCACCUUUCCCAACCCCACAACCGUAUCCCGGAAAUUCGCCAUACCCCUCCGCUAAUCCUUACCCGAAUGGUAAUCAACCAAAUCCACCAUAUCCUCCUACAAGCUCACCAUAUCCUCCAAACAGCUCACCAUAUCCUCCGAACAGCUCACCAUAUCCUCCUAACAGCUCACCGUAUCCUCCUGACCGAUCAUCUUUCCCUUCUUCAAAUCCACCGUACCCUAACGUAACUCCUUACCGGGACAAUCCUCCGCCUUACCCUGGUAAUUUAACUGGUCCUGGAUCUAACCCGCCUUACCCCGUUGAAAAUCCGCCAUACCCUAGUGAAAAGACACCUCUCCAAGAUGGGAAUUCGGCUAAUCCUGGUGCAAAUCCACAUUACCCUGGUGCCAAUCCGCCUUACCCGGUCACAAAUUCGCCAUACCCACCACAAAAUGUGCCAUAUGAAACAAAGUCGAACCCAAGUCCUGGAAAUAUUCGAGGAUUAAAAACUGGCAAUCUUGGAUUUACGGUUCCAACUGGCGGAUCUGGAAUGAAUUUAUCUCCUAUGCCACCUAAUAAUCCUGUUUCGCCACGUCCCGCGAGCCCGUACGCGACUGCGAGCGCGCCCGCACCCGACUCGCCCGACGUUCUUCCUGAAAGUGAAAAAAGAUUAAUCAUCCAGUUUACCCGAUCGCCUCAGAAGUCUAUGAAUCUCAAACGUCGUCUGUACAAGUUGGUAAGAAAAUAAAACGGCUCAGACAGACUAGUCACCAAGGAAAUGCUAUAAUUUAGCAGAGAUCAUUGAACAUUGUUAAAAGGAUCCAACCCACACAGGGCUACUUUUUAUGUUUAACUUUAAACUUCGCUUCUGUCGGAUGUCCGACAAUACCUCACGUUUACGAUACGUUUUUCUUUUUCUAAUAUUUUACUAUGUUUUAUUGUUACUCAUAUGAGCGAGCAAGAUAGAGUGUAAGUGUAAUGCACAAUGCGUAAGAAUUCGCUUCUGUCGGAUGUCCUACGAUACCUCACGUUUACGAUACGUUUUUCUUUUUCUAAUAUUUUACUAUGUUUUAUUGUUACUCAUAUGAGCGAGCAAGAUAGAGUGUAAGUGUAAUGCACAAUGCGUAAGAAUUCGCUUCUGUCGGAUGUCCUACGAUACCUCGCGUUUACGAUCCGUUUUUCUUUUUAUAAUUUUAUCGUGAGUGCCUCACGAGUGCCUUAAAUAACAUUUUUUAUAAAGUUGUUAAAUGUUGAUGCCUCAGUAUUAAUGUAUACAGGAUGUUGAAAUUUUAUACUCGUAUAUCUAAAGUUGGUCUCAAGUAUGUUUUUAUAAAAAUAAAACAGAUAUAUUGAGCUAAUAUAGCUGUCCAAUAUAUUUAACUACGUAUAAUAUACUUUUUUUAUAAAUUUCAGAAAUAAUAUUAUCUGAAAUAAACGUAAACAUUAUAUUAUACUUACGCUUUGAUAAUAAUUAUAUACCUACAAUCUACAUAGAUACCUAUUACAAUAAUCUUCAUUGGAAUAAUAUUUUUUAUUAAUCUAUUUUAACUCGACAAUUAAAUUUUUCUACCUCACUCAAUCUUUGGUACAUUAUUCCUAUUACAACAUAACAAAGUACAUACUACAGUAAGAGCCCCUUAACACUAGCGUUGCGUUCGUCGAAUGUAUGACGCCGCGACUAAGCGACGUAAACUCUGAUAACUAAUCUAGCGACACUCAGGUUGAAAUCUAUAGACCGCACUUUGACUUUCCUUAGACUCAAAUUUCAAUUAAAACGAGACAGAUUUAUGCCAGCGGUAUAACGCUGUCUCGUUUUAACAUUGUCUUAAAUCUGAGCAAAGUAAAGUGUGCUCUAUAGAUCUGAGCCUCAGAAGCCGCGUGAUUACGUAAUCGUUAUGUUAUUAUCAUUAGUCAUUAACUAAAUCGAUUUCAACGAGGAAACUAUAGUUGGCUUUAAUAAUACCAAUAUAAAUCCCAUACAACCAAAUACAAUGCAAAAUAAAAAUCUAAUGCCUGCUUUGAAAAAUAUAUUUAAGAAUCGAAAAAAAAAGAUAGGCUAUGGGAGAGACCUGUUUACGGAAUUUUCAACCAAGUGAAAGUGAUUAUUAUUUUGUAUUGUAGACAUCCAUUUCAUAACUUAUGUUCGGUAAUCGCGAUUGUACAUUAGGCACGCGCGGCGCUAUCCAUCGUUCGUUCGUCCAACGUUGCUUUGUUGAACAUAUGCCUAUGCAUAUGCUCCACAAAUGACAAUGCUGGCCAAACUCUAGUGUGAAAGGACUUUAAUGGUUCUCAUAAAAACAAAUUGUCUAAAGACUACCAAAUCAGAUUUUUUUUACUGGGCAUUUAUAUAUGCAUUUAUGGUAAUGUAUAACAGUAUAAGUAGUAUUAAAUAAUACUCAAUUAAAUGUCAAACAUAUUUUUAUUUAUUACAUCUUUAUAUGUUGUUAAUAUUUUUUCCUGUUGAUGAAUAUUUUAAAAUUUUAAAAUUUUAAUUAUAAAAUUGUAAUUCACACAAGUGUAGAAAUAAAUUGUAUAAGGCAUGUUUCUACUUAUAAAUAUGUUAUCCUAUAUCAUAGAUUUAUUGAGAUAAGAUUAUUUUCACAUAAUAUUAUUGUAUUAUUAUGUAAGAGAAAAGUGUAGCUGAUCUUAAAGCACUCAUGUACUAAUUUAUAUAAAGCUUGAAUUUAGUUUAGAUUUCUUUGUCAUAUAUUCACUAGUCGAUAUAUUUGAAUGGUAUAUUCUAAAUUUGGAUGGGAAUUAUUGAAGUUGUAUAAUAAUUAAUUUUCAAUUUGGCUAUUUUUCAUAUGGCUAUACUUUGGUUGUCUUUAGUUUUCUUAAAAGGUAAACAAGUAGCUUCACACUGAAAUGCGUAAGAGGCUGAGACGCGAACUGACAAUGAAGUGAACAAUACCUUAUACCAGAAACCGAGCAAAUCGCGUCGCUUACGCGUUUCUCUGAAUACGUUCCUGCGAUUUGUUUAUUUUUUUAAGCAAACUAAGGAAUAAUCAUGGAAUAAUGGACUUUAUUAUAUGUUUGUCAAAAAAUGGUGCUGAUAAAAAAUGUAUUAGGUAAGUAAUUAAUGAAGUUUACCUGCUUAAUUAAGUUAUAAAUUGUAAGAAUAAGACUUAAUAAGUUUUUUUCGGCACAAAAAUAGAACACGCUGUGUCUUGAAUUUAAAAUAAACUACCUUAUACGGGCCAUUUAUGUAAAAUUAUUCUACUUAACUAUUAAUUUUUUGAUCGCUUUUUAAAUGUUAAUGUUUACAAAUAAUACUAUAAAGGUAAAUGGAAAAUAAAUAGUUUUAUUAUGUACACAUA
Molecule: messenger RNA, 4578 nt
Organism: Maniola jurtina (meadow brown)
Lineage: Eukaryota; Metazoa; Arthropoda; Insecta; Lepidoptera; Nymphalidae
Product: arrestin domain-containing protein 17-like
Exons: 9
Coding region: 231-2009 (592 amino acids)
Biological process (GO): protein transport
Cellular component (GO): cytoplasm
Source: RefSeq, a predicted model, not a curated record